AUGAACGACUUUGAUGAGUGCGGCCCGAGCGCAGCCAGCAUGUACCUGCCGGGCUGCGCCUACUAUGUGGCCCCGUCGGACUUCGCCAGCAAGCCGUCGUUCCUGUCGCAGCCGUCGUCCUGCCAGAUGACUUUCCCCUACUCUUCCAACCUGGCGCCGCACGUCCAGCCCGUGCGCGAAGUGGCCUUCCGCGACUACGGCCUGGAGCGCGCCAAGUGGCCGUACCGCGGCGGCGGCGGCGGCGGCGGCGCGGGGGGCGGCGGCGGCGGGGGCGGCCCCGGCGGGGGCGGCGGCGGCGGCGCCGGGGGCUACGCUCCCUACUACGCGGCGGCCGCGGCGGCGGCGGCGGCGGCGGCGGCGGCCGAGGAGGCGGCCAUGCAGCGCGAGCUGCUGCCUCCCGCGGGCCGCCGGCCGGACGUGCUCUUCAAGGCGCCCGAGCCGGUGUGCGCCGCGCCCGGGCCGCCGCACGGCCCCGCGGGCGCCGCCUCCAACUUCUACAGCGCCGUGGGCCGCAACGGCAUCCUGCCGCAGGGGUUCGACCAGUUCUACGAGGCUGCUCCCGGGCCCCCGUUCGCCGGGCCGCAGCCCCCUCCGCCUCCCGCGCCGCCGCAGCCCGAGGGCGCUGCCGACAAGGGCGACCCCAAGACGGGGGCUGGCGGCGGCGGGGGAAGCCCCUGCGCCAAGGCGCCCCCCGGCUCGGAGCCCAAGGGGGCGGCAGAAGGCGGCGGCGGCGGCGACGGCGAGGGGCCCCCGGGGGAGGCGGGGGCUGAGAAGAGUGGCGGCACAGUGGCCCCCCAGCGGUCCCGGAAAAAGCGCUGUCCCUACACCAAGUACCAGAUCCGCGAACUGGAACGCGAGUUUUUCUUUAACGUGUACAUAAACAAAGAGAAAAGACUCCAACUCUCUCGGAUGCUCAACCUCACUGACCGGCAAGUCAAAAUCUGGUUCCAGAAUCGUAGAAUGAAAGAAAAGAAACUGAACAGAGACCGUCUGCAGUAUUUCACUGGAAACCCCUUAUUUUGAGAGCUCCAGGAAGCACCCCUCUCCCAGAGCCCCACUCACCCACCCACCUCCCCACCAGCCUGCCCUCGGCAGGCCCAAUGUCCUUGGGUUUAAUGACGCCUCUUCUCUGUGGAACUCCACGAUUCCUUCCCACGGUCAACUCGGGACCUCCCAGCGACCACUGCUGCCUGCCGACGAGGCCGGGGACUUGGCCGAAUGGAUCCUAAUAAGGGGAAAAUGAGGAAAUCAAGUCUGAUACUCCAACCAGCAAUUGGCUCACUGCAAAGAGUGGCAGAAAGAAGAGGUGCCCUUACACUAAGCACCAAACGCUGGAAUUAGAAAAAGAGUUCUUGUUCAAUAUGUA
Molecule: messenger RNA, 1366 nt
Organism: Nyctereutes procyonoides (raccoon dog)
Lineage: Eukaryota; Metazoa; Chordata; Mammalia; Carnivora; Canidae
Gene: HOXD11
Product: homeobox D11
Exons: 3
Coding region: 1-1023 (340 amino acids)
Biological process (GO): regulation of transcription by RNA polymerase II; anatomical structure development
Cellular component (GO): nucleus
Molecular function (GO): DNA-binding transcription factor activity, RNA polymerase II-specific; RNA polymerase II cis-regulatory region sequence-specific DNA binding
Source: RefSeq, a predicted model, not a curated record